This is a messenger RNA of Monomorium pharaonis (pharaoh ant), 8054 nucleotides long. RefSeq lists its product as uncharacterized. NCBI's taxonomy places the organism in Eukaryota, Metazoa, Arthropoda, Insecta, Hymenoptera, Formicidae. Gene Ontology annotation, biological process: positive regulation of Rho protein signal transduction. Gene Ontology annotation, molecular function: guanyl-nucleotide exchange factor activity. The record is from RefSeq and is a predicted model, not a curated record.
CUUUCUCAUUCUCUUUCUCUUCUAUCUUUAUCUUAUCUUUUUCUUGCAUUCAAGAAUAGCUGAAAAAUGGUGGACCAAUAAAAAGAGUACAUAGCUUUUUCGUUACCAAUCUCUCUGAUUAGUGUCCCUCUAGUGACUUAAACUUUUAUCACACUCUCCGGGGUCGCGGGUUGCAGCCCUGUUUCGAGAUUGCGAUUCUCGCAGCCGCGAUUGCGAUAUUUGCGAUAAUCGGCGAGAGACUUACGUAGUGUUCGAUCGGACGUAUGUGGUGCGGAUUCCCGCGGUAUAAUUUUCUUACGAUACGAAGUCUUCCGAUUAUAAUUUCGCUCGAUUCAUUUCUUCCGACGAAUUCGGAAACUUGUCCGGCGUGAAUCUUCGAUGCUCGUUUAUCGUCCGCGAUACUUUUUUACGUUCAUGAGAUCGCGGUGGCGGCGACACGACAGUGUUUCCGAGGAGAAAGGGAUUGUGGCGGAGUUGUGUGAACCGAGAGGAAAGAUCUGAAUUCGGAGGCUUAUGCUUGGGACUAUGAAUUUUUUUCCUCGCUUUGCAACUUUUUUGCGGUAUUUCCGUUGAAACGAAAUGGCGGGAGAAGGAGCCGCGAUGCCGGCAAGUGAGAUGGCGUGGAAUGUUUCAGCAAUGAGUGACCUCUCACUGUAUUUUCUCCCUGCAUUCGCAUUAGAUGGCAGUAGCAUAAAUCAUUGAUCAAGAGAAUUCGAAAUCGAGGUUCGAGCUGUCCCAGAUCGGAGUGUCAUUAGACCCAACAAAUGCCGGAAAUGAUUAUCGGUUUAUCGGGGAUCCGUGCGCGAACGGCGAGUGCCAAGAAUUUGGUCAACGGAAACGAUAAGCGCGCGCGGGCUAUCAUCGGAGGAGUACGAGUACGUUCCUCCGCGUUCCGGCACUUCGCUAAGAAGAAGGGCAUCGUCGACGAGGAGAAGGGGGUCCGCGCGAGGUGGUACGGGCACCUUUCUCGCGCGCGCGGCGCUCACCGUGGAAUGGCAAAAAAGAGAGGAGACCCUGUGACGUCACGCGACUCGCGCGGCGGUGCCGCUAGCCUCUCACUUGGUCGCCGACGUUCGGCCCGCUCGGUUCAUCGUGCUCGUCGGCUCCGCGCGUUCGCCUCUCUCUCUCUCUCUCUUUCUCUAUCUCUCCCACGCGAUUCGCGAUCGUUACCUCGAUCUUUCACGUACGAUUAACGAUUUUUCGAGAGGAAGGAAGAAAGAAAAAAAAAAGAGAGGAGAAAGGAAUAGAAGCAGUUUGACCCUCGACUCCGGCGCGACGACCGGCGUCGCCGCGUUUCAGGGGUCAUUCGUACUCGAGCGCGAACGGGAGUGACAUCAACGGGGACGCGGCGCGGUUGUGCGUUUGACGCGGUGACACGGAUCCCCCCGGAUAGACCGCGAUAGUUCCGCAUCGCGCUUGGUGGUGAAGAGUUUUGUUUUUUUUCUUUUUUUACUUCUUGAUUUGUGCCACACGUCACUCUCUGGAUAUGAUACCGGAUGGAUUAAGCCGGCAUUGGGGAUUGGCCACGACCUGAGGAUGCGAGAUUGCGCGAAGGACGGAGGGGCGCGGACUGCUGGUGCUGCGAGGACACUGAGGUCUGCGACCGUCGCGGGAAAUGACCAUGACGAGCGUGGCUGUCGCCCCGGGUAGCCUCGGCGCACCGUCAGCUAUGCUCACCCCGAAAAUGUAUCAUCUGCAGCAGGGCCUGAACCCGACGUCCGGCUCGCCCAACUCCGGCAAGAGCUACGAUACUCUGAGCAAGGGCAAGAAGUCGUGGAGCGUGCGGCUGGGUCUGUCGCGGCAGCACCAGAACCCGGGGGAUGACCCCGGCAAGGGUGGCUGGGGCACCAUAAGCGGCAGCAGCGUGCUCUCUCGCCAGAUGAUCUACAGCGGCGAUCCUUGGCUGUACGGCACGGUCAGAUCGUCGCGGCACGACCCGCCACGACCAUUCCUUACACCGCCGCCGCCGCCGGGCGCGACGCCGUUGCUCGUGGUAUGUUCCUGCCCGGAGUUCCUCGCCGGCACCGUAAGGAAGCUCGGCAGCUGCCGCAAAUGCGGCGGCCACCGGAUAGCCGGUCUGCCCCUCGGAGGGACCUGCCGGCUACCGUCGACCUCCUCGAGGUCUCGGCCAAGCCUCGCCGGCGUGCUGAGGACCGCUAUCGACGAUCCGUACGACCAGAUGCGACGGAACCGGCUGGUGGAACCGAGAUCCCGGGCGCGCAGCAUCUCGCCGCACCGACCGUCCUCAUCGCAGCGAGACUCCAGGAGCCAGAGCAUGGUCCCGCGGGCCGUCGCGAAGGAACGGAAGGGCUCGACCGAGGGUACGUCGUUGCCGUCGUCCAGAUCCGAGUGGUUCGACAAGGAGCCGAGCGCGGUCGUGAGGUACGACGAUCGCAAAUCGCGACCCGGUUUCACCAACGGCGGUGGCGCGUCCUCGGACGAUUGGAUGCUGGACGGGGCUUCGGAGAAUCAUUCGCGAAUUCAUUCCGCCGCGACGACGUCCGCUAGCCGGCUGACUCACGUCGCGAAGAGGCCAACGAGGGAGCCAACGAGUCAGAGAAGGAUCAGCCAGGACGACUGGAAGAACAACGGCACGGCAACGCCAAUUGGCGCGGACUCGCGGAAAAGUAUCCUCGAGUGCGACGUGAAUCCGUAUCUGUUGCUGAAGAAGCAGAAGGACGAGGACGAUCUGAGCGACGAUCUGUCCGAUAAUGCAUUGGAGCAGGACGACCUCCGAACACGGUCGUCCAGCCUGUUCGAUUCGUCGAAAGUGAAGUCGAUCGAGAGGAUACCGAAUAGGAAUGCCGUAGCGGCGAUUGGAGGUCAACGGAUCAGAGUGUUCAACGAGCGGCCUAGACAAAUAUCGGACGACGACGAUGACGACGACGACGACGACGACGACCUGCCAACGCCGCCGGUCACGAGGAUCCCGAUACCGAAGGUGUCGCCAAAGAGACCGCCGCGGCGAUUGAAGGAGGCCCGGCAAACGCUGAAGAGCAUCCUGAAGCGCGGCCGUGUGAUCGAGAGCAAGAGAAAGAACGUGCUCUUCAACGUCGGCAACGUGAUAUUCGCGCCCGAGAAGCCGUCCGAGGCGACACGGCUCUCGUGGAGCAGGAUCGGCAGAAUCGCGGCCAAUUGCGGCAAGGAACAGCGGGAGAAUAACAGCCCUGAGCAGCCUAAAGAGGAGGAGACCGAGGCGCCAAUCGUGCCGCAGGAGCAACAGGAAAAACACAACUUCAUCACGAUCCCAAACAUCAAGGAUCCAAAGGUGGACAGAGUUAAGUACAAAGAGUCGAGGAUCGUGCCGGAAGUGAAGAAAAUCACGCCGCCCGGCCCCGACAGGAUCAAAAUAGACAAGUUCGUUCCGUCCAGGAAGUCUGAUCGUUCCGUGGCGUUCAAGAAGCAAGAGAAGAUCGGUAACGAGCCGCGAUUCUCGCUCGACAACUCGCUAUCCUCCUCGAAGAUCGGCGUUCCCAGAGACCAGAAGAGGAUAUUACCGGAGCAGAGGAGACUGUCGGACGAGAGAGCCGUCAGGCUCGAGGACGAGACCGAGCUGGAAAUUGAGAUCGAAGAGCUGAAGGACCGGCUGCCGGGUAUUGCCGUGGACGAGAAGGAUCUGAUCCUGAAGUCUGAAGAGAACUCGAGGAAAUCCUUCUUAACGCGGAGUCAAAGCGACCGGUCGUUCAGUAAACCGGAGAUCUCGGCGGGUGACAUCCUGUUCUCGGAUACGAUGCGCCUCAGCCUUAGCAAGAAAAUGAAGGAGUCCUCGUCGCCAAUCAUCAUCGGCUCAUCGUCGCCCACGUGUGCAAUUUCGCGGGAGGAUAUUGCCGAGGAAAGCUCGCCGACAAGAAAAGGCGAGGCGGAAGAGCUCGAAGAAGAAACGGCCGGUAAGUCGUUUAAAGAGUCCGAGGCUAGAAAGAAUCUCGAGGAAAUUCCCGAGAAGACUGGCGACAAUGUCGAAAGGGAGACUGAACCGCCGCCAGACGCGCGCAGCGAUAUUUCCGACGUGAGCAACGAGCAUUUCCGUACGAUGAGGCCGACGAGCUGGUCUCCGCCACCCGGCAGGCAGAGGCAUCGCUUCAAGAUCGGCGACUCGACGGCGAGCGCGGAUCCGGACGAGAGUCCCGCCAACACGAUCAGGGAUCAUCGGCGAACGAUCUCCUCGGCGUCGACGACGUCGUGGAACUCGACGAGCUCUUACGGAUCCUCGAAGAUCGAAAUCAACUCGCCCGAGAGCAACGUCUGCAAGAUCACGGUGAGCCCGCGCUCGUCGCCGCUCGUGCAUCGGCUGCAGAUCGGUCCGGAUUCCGGCACGAAAGGCGCCAGGAGAACGUCCAUCCUUAUCAACGGCGAUCAAAAUGCAAACACGGAAGUGACGCCGGGUAACAAGGUGACUAUCAGCGUCGGCGGGGAGGACAGCGUGUGCAAUCCGACGGUGAUCUCCGUAAACUCGCAGGAUACGCCGAAAGUACAGAACUCCGUGGAGAAUCGCACGCUGGUGAUCCUCCAGAAUUACAAAUCGAACAUCGUGAUCGAGUCGCCGAAAGACGACUCGCGUUCCAAGCAGAUUGGAAAGGAUAAUCGCGCCGUCGAAAAUGGCGAGACGAACCUAAAGGCGAACGGCGAAAUGCCAGUAUCGUUCAGCGACGAUACCUCGUCGUCGUGUCGACACGCGGAACAACCGGCGACGAAUUUCGAGAAACAGAAGAGGCUGAGCGUUGAGAUUAAAUCUUCCAAUUCUAAUCAGUCUUCGAGAUUUUACGCGUCGGAUGAGAGAACGGCGCGACCGGAAUCCAAGACGCAGUUGAAGGACGUCGAAAAUCCCUCCAAACUGUCGGGCCUGUCCAAGGAGGCUCUGAUCUCUAAGCUGCUCGAAGAUUCCUUACGAAAGGCUCGUGAGAACGGCGAAAUUCUGGACGAGGACAGCGGCCAGGCCAUUUUGAAGAUCUUGAAGCAAAGUUUGCUGAAGAGCAAAGAGUACGAGAGCUCCGAGUCCACUCUGGAAGCGAAUUACUCGCGCUCGUCCAGUCUGAACUCCGAUGGCGAUUUCAUCUCGACGAAUCUCUUCCUCGAGGAAAAUCCAUACGAGGUGAUCAAGGAACCGAUCUACGAGGAGAUACCGGACGAGCCGCCGCCGUUACCCCUGAGUCCGCCCCCCACGGAGGAUUACAUCAAGGACAGAAUAUACUUCGGCGACGUCGAAUAUUACAAGAAGGUCACGCCGGGCCAAUUUCUCGGUCCCUAUUUGUCCGAGGAAGUUUUUAAGAAGUCCAACUCGGAGGAACUGGCGGAGACCUACUUGUCCAAGAGUCCCGAGAACUUCUUCAAGAAAAUGUCAACGUCCCCCGAGGAUGAGAAUAACAUCUCCACCAAGUUCGAAUUGUUGAACUUUCUAAUGGAUUCCAAGGAUCGCGCGCGGCCUGCGGAGGAGGACGAAGAUGAAGACGAGGACGAAGAGGACGACGCCGAAGGGGACCUAGAGGCUCUUUACGAGCAGAAGGAGACUAGCCUGGGCGAUCUCAGUUCCAAGAGUUCCCAGAUCUCCAACGUGUCCGACAGCAGCGAGGAGUGCAACAUUAUCAUGACGAGCUCACCAGAAACGUUGAAGUCGAGAACGGUCGAUAUAGAGAGAACCGACAGCGGAGUCGGCUCCGAGAGCAGCCAAGCCAGUAGCACUCGCUGUGUCGCGAGACGGUGGAGGACGGGCAACGUCUCUUCCGGGCCGGGAAGCCUCCUCGGCGGAAUGCCGCAGGUGAUUUCCGGAGCCACGAAGCUGUGUGAGGAUUGCGAGCAGCGGCUGGACCCUCUGAUAACAGACAGCGGUGUGGUUUAUGCGCCUUUCGUGUGCAGGAAGUGCUCGAAGAAACGCGCGGAACGGAAAGAGAUUAUCACGGAAAUCGUGGAAACCGAGCAGAAGUACGGCAGAGAUCUACAGAUCAUACUCGAGGAGUUCCACCGGCCGAUGCUAAGAGCGGGCCUUCUCACGUCGGAACAACUGUCGGCGAUCUUUUUGAACGUCGAGGAGUUACUCGAGCACAAUCUCGUUUUAGCUGAGAAACUGAAGGACAGCGUGGAACUUGCCCAGGUAUCCGGGGAUGAGGAUCUCUUGACCGUGGACGUAGGCAAAAUUUUCCUCGAGUCGGAAAGGAUGCUCCACGCUUUCGAGAGCUACUGCACGCGUCAAGGCGGCGCCAGUCUAUUACUACAAAAUUUAGAAAAGGAGAAGGAGCUUCUUCGUAUUUUCCUCAGGGUUUCUCAAAUGGAGAAUACGGUUUUGCGAAGGAUGAACUUGAACUCCUUUUUAAUGGUUCCUGUCCAAAGAGUUACGAAGUAUCCUCUGCUUCUGGCACGUUUGCUUAAAGCGACACCCUCUGUUCGACCUGACAUUCAAGAAGCGAAAAAGAGACUUAAACAAGCCCAAACGAAUAUCGAGCUACAUUUGGAACAUAUGAAUGCUGAGGCAAAGGAUGUUACGUCGACAAAAUUAUGGAGGAGAAUAUCCAUUAUUCAGAAUGGCAGACGCUCCAUUGGCGAGCAGGAUAUGGUGAAUAUUAAGUUGAGAAAGAUGGCUGUCGAAAUCUUAGAAUGGGCACACGAAGAAGCUAGGUUUGUUCUCGAAGGACGUCUUUUGGUAGCGCAGCCAACUGACAAUAAUUGGAGACGCGGUCGAACUGUUAAACUCGCGCCUGUUACUGCCAUGCUUGUCACAAAUGGCAAGCCGAAUACUGAUGAAUUUAACGACGACUCGCUCUUUCCAAAGCAUAUAGGUAUCAAGGAAGCUACUCUACUUCUGGUCAAAGAGAAACUCGGACGAUAUUCUCUACUACGAGAGCCGCUAUACCUCGAUAAAUGCAUAGUAUGUUGUGAAACGGAUCUCGAAGAUUAUUUCGAAAUACAGGAAUUGUCUUCUAAAGAGACGUUUAUAUUUAAGGCAGAGGACGGCGCGAGAACAAAAAGAUGGUGUCGAACGUUACAAGCUCAUGCGCAGUCUCUCGGUGCUUGGCGUAAACGUCGAGGGGCUCUUCCUAAUAUCAUGAUUUGCGGUGUAGCGAGGAACUAAUAAAGGCAUAGAUUUAAUAGGCGUACAUGUAACGCGAACAUUAUCGCAUUCGCUUAAUGCAUUUUUAAGCAAUACUGAAGUUCUUCCACAGUGCGAAGAAGUCAACGAUAAAUUCACGUUCAUGAUCUCCAGAUGAAUUGGUAAUGAUUUAUUGCGGAGAGAGAGCGCUAGACCAAAGGAUUUCCUCGGCUUGUUGACACGCAGCUGUCAACGAGCGACACGAAAGUCUAGUUCUUAUUGAAUUCGAGGUAUAACCGUUUGUGUUCGGUUGUGUUACAGUACGUUGCAGAAACUUGAGUUUCCUACGACCACUGUAAAAUAAAACGCUACGUGGCCUCGAGAGAGUCGUGCAUAAUUCCAUCGAUUCCUAAUAAAUAAGUUUAGGUAUACAUAAUAUAUAUGUCUAUAGGACUAUUUAAUAUUAAUGAUUAAACCUUUCAAAAAGAUGACGAGUAGCUGUGAUAUUGACCGGUGUAUUGGGUAUCGUUUUCUUCUCGCAGAUUAUUUACGGAUGUUAAAUACUUUAUCCGUCACAUUUUCCAUCUGCGAUUCUUUUUACCAAUAUCGCUUCUUGCGAAAAUGAUAUUAAUAUAGGGUAGAUUUUAUUAGAUUCGAGGUCAUAGGGUUCGCAGAUUAAUAGCAUCGAAAAAUUCGCGUGAAGCGUCAAGGAUACAGGGGUGUGUAUGUGUAUACAUCCCGUAUACGCGGCGUGCAUCGAAAACUUGUAAAAUUAGGAACUACACUUAUUUCCAUUCCUCCAAUAUUAUCUUCUUAUUCUUUCCCUCCAAAUAAUUAACAGUAUUUUUACUACGUCUAACAAAAGCAAAAUGCAAAUUGUGUACAUUGUACUAUAUUUUUAAUUAAGAAUUAAGCCAUACUGUGUAUGUAUAUAAAUGUAUAUUUACAGAUUCCUUCACACAGUUCUAACUGAAAUUAUAACGAAUUAAUGCUGCUGCAAUGCAACCUGCGAUUUAAUAAAACUGAAAUUUGAUGC